Molecule: messenger RNA, 2229 nt
Organism: Ornithorhynchus anatinus (platypus)
Lineage: Eukaryota; Metazoa; Chordata; Mammalia; Monotremata; Ornithorhynchidae
Product: zinc-alpha-2-glycoprotein-like
Exons: 7
Coding region: 166-1338 (390 amino acids)
Biological process (GO): immune response
Cellular component (GO): external side of plasma membrane
Source: RefSeq, a predicted model, not a curated record
UCUCCCCGUGUGAUCGUUAUCUCAGGGGCCCGAGCCCUGGGACUCCUCGCCGAACUGUCGGGCAGCACCCGGGACUCUCAUCGGCCUCAACCCCCAAACGGGCAUCUCGUCGUGGGGGAGAAGCAUCCGGACCAUACGAGCCGGGACCGUGGUUUGGGGUGCGGGAUGGAAGCGCAGAGGAGGUUGGGGUGCCUGACUUCUUUUUUCUGGCUCCUUCUGGGCUCCCCCUCCCUGCCACAGGCCCCAGAGGACCAUCACAUCGGGGCCAUGUACUUAACGGCGGUUCGCGGUGAUGACAGCUUCUUCGAGCUGACAGCAGUCAUCAUGUUGGAUGGGCAGCAGAUGGCAUCCUACAACAGCACGGAUCGGAAGUUAGUUCUCAAUGUCAACUGGCUGUACCAAGUGGUGGGUAGGAAGCUGAUCCAGGAGAAGAAGGCGGACCUGGAGGGCUCUGAGAGGGAUUUCCGCUGGGGCAUGGAGAACUGGGCCUGGUACCAUAACCACAGCAGGGGGACCCAGAUGGUUCAGCAGAUCUUGGCCUGUGAGCUGAACAGAGGCGUCCAGGUGGUCUCUCGCUUCAGAUUUGCCUACCAAGGGCAAGAAGUAUUGUGGCUGGAUGAGCUGAAGGGGACCUGGGAAGCUACUGGGCCCGCCAAAAAGCAGUUUGGACAUUUCUUGGAGGAGAGAGUCUACUGGUUUCAGGAAGCAGAACGCUUCGUCAGAGAGGAAUGCCCAUUCCUGAUGAAGAUGGUUCUUCCCUUCUGGCACCUCAGAGUGCCCACACCGCCGGAGGUGACCGUGACCCGCCACGACGCUAAGGAUGGCAGCGUCAUUUUCACUUGCCUGGCCACCGGUUUCUACCCCAGCUCCAUCCUGCUGCGCUGGGUGAAGGAUGGAGAAGUGGGGUUGUGGGGGGACGAGAGCUCCAGCGGGACCCUCCCCAAUGCCGACUCCUCUUUCUAUGUGCGCCAGACCCUGGAAGUACGGGGAGAAGCUGCGGACACGGGCUACGCCUGUGUGGUGGAGCAUACCACCCUGGAUGUGCCUGUCUUCUACCCAGCCCCAGAGAAGCCUUCAUGGCUGAUGCCACGGGACCAGGCCCUGGGUGUGGGGGCAGCUGCUGUGCUGGUGCUGAGCCCGGCCGUGGGCGUCAUUCUGUGGAAGAAGAAGAAAACAGACUCAGGAGAGCAGAUCGCUGUUUCAGAGCAGGAGAUGACAUCCCUGGAUUGUCCUGAAGUGUGUCCACAAGAGCCGACCAAUCCCGGUGUCUCCCUCUCCCCAGAUCCUAGUACAGAGGCAGGUCAGAGUACCCCAGUGGGUGACAGGGGCAAUUGUUAAUGAGGCUGUGUGAAGGGAGGGCAGAGUUGGGUGGGGAAUGGGGGGUAAGCCCAUCGACACCGGUGCUAUGACUCAAGGGCUCACAGAUAUACUGCAAGAGCAGCCCAUGCAUCAGUCAACACUCUUAGUGACCACGGAGGAUGUCGUACAUAUCAUCUGGGCUCCAGGAGAUGUUUGAGACAACGGGACUAUCCGAUAGAUAAAUCAUAAAUCAGACCAUCGGGGAAGGGGGAAUUGGAGAUUAAAAAUUAUGCCAAUUAUCAGUAUUUGUCCCAGUAUCCUCAAGCCUCAUCACGGGGUCACUGUGGAAGGGUCAGAUACCUGGAGUCUCACAAAAAGUAAGAGGGAGAUUGGAAACAGGGUCCCUUCCUCCCAGACUCUGAGAGACUACCCACCUGAGGCUAUGGAGGAACUCCAGGGAAGCAGACCAGCAGCGGGGAAAGGAAAAGGAGGCAGGGUCCUGUAGUGUCUGAGCCUGCCAAGACCCCAGAGCACCUGCCUCCCUGCUGGAAACACCUUGUCACGGCAUCAUGGGAGGUAGAAGUGAGGGUCACAGGACUCACGGUUGGGUCAGGGCCCUGGGAGCUGAGGGCUCCCUCCCCCUUUGGUCUUCGGUCCAUUGGGAAGGCUGGUUUUCUUGAACCGGUGAGGUGCCUGAAAACUUCCCCCUUCCACACAGUGUUUUACUAUUCUUUCACUGAUGCCAUUUGAACGUUAAAUCUGAACCCCUUUAUAAUGGUUGAUUGUAUUACACCCUCAUUUUUCAGUAGGUGUGUCCUCUGCCACCUAGACUGGGAACCUCUUUUGGGCUGUGCCUGGAUCUUCACUGAUUUUGCUGUGAUUGUCUGAGUCUACCACAUUGUAAAUGCUGAAUAAAUAACACUGACAACA